AUGUCAUCAUCUCAAGUCGACGCCGAGGUCCUCAUCGUCGGUGCCGGCAUCGGCGGCCUCACGCUGGCAGCCAUCCUCUCGCGCCUCGACAUCUCGUGCAAGGUCCUCGAGCGAAGCGACGUGCUGCGCCCCGUCGGCGCGGGCAUCUCCCUCUCGCCCAACGGCCUCCGCAUGCUCGACCAGCUCGGCGUGUACGAUCAAGUCUUGGACGCGGGGCAGAAGCUGCGGAAAGUGCAAAUAUGGCGUGGUAAGAAGCUCUGGAAUACGGUGGACUGGGCGGGCUGUGAGGCCAAGUUCGGGUAUCCGGUCAUGUCCUUGGAGCGUCACCACUUUCAUAGACUCCUCUUUGAUGCUGCGGGAGGUGAUGAUGUCGUGCAGUUCGGCAUAAAGAUUGUUGAUGUGAUUGACGAUUCGAGCGAGUCCUUCGUCAGGGUGGUUUCUGACGAUGGGAAAGAGUUCCGGGCUCACGUCGUUGUCGGUGCUGAUGGGAUACGGUCUGUUAUCCGGAGAUGCCUGGCUCGAGACGCUGGCCUCAAGGAGGCCAACACCAUCAAGUUCACAGGGCGUGUCCACAUGAGUGGUAUCACCGCUCCGUUAGAGCAUCUCAGUGCCCAGGACCUCGGUGUCGCGAACUGGAUGCUCUACGAAAACUCGACUCUCACAACUUGGCCAUGCCCCGACAACCGACAAUGGUUCAUCGGCGUCACGGUACGAAAAGUCCUCCGUACUCCUACGCAUGCCGGUAGGGGUGACCCUCAGCUAAUCUUGGCGACGAAACAGAAAACCGACGAGAAGGUUGAUAAUGAUCGGUCUAUCUGGAGCAACUGUGACGAAGAUACCAUCAAUUCGGUCUACGGAGACAAGUUCCACCCGUUUGCGGAGAAAGGAGAGUUUAGCGAUAUUGUCGAAAAGAACGAGCGUAUCCUUGCCUGCAAUAUGUUCCAAGAAGUCGAGUUCCCUUCAAUGGCCCGAGGCAGAGUCUGUCUUAUCGGCGACUAUCACGGAGCCUAG
Colletotrichum scovillei is the source of this 1011-nucleotide messenger RNA. RefSeq lists its product as uncharacterized. Bases 1 to 1011 code for a protein of 336 amino acids. The record is from RefSeq and is a predicted model, not a curated record. The transcript is spliced from 3 exons. Gene Ontology annotation, molecular function: monooxygenase activity; FAD binding. Lineage: Eukaryota; Fungi; Ascomycota; Sordariomycetes; Glomerellales; Glomerellaceae.